UCCAGACCCCUUCCCGCGUUGCGACGCAAGCCGCCUGGGAAAGGCCGCGCAGCUGAGGUGCGUGGUGGGAGGUGGGCCCUUCGGAGGAAGAACGCGAAGACAGGGUGAGUGAUCUUUGGAGGCAGUAAACGGCACGACCAGGAAGACGAAAUUCCCAAAAGAUCAAGGUCAGUUCGUGCUGUGCAACAGGGCGAUAAGAAAUGAAACCAACAGGUACAGACCCAAGGAUCUUAUCUCUAGCUGCCGAAGUUGCAAACAGUCCUGAGCAGAACGUCCCUAUUAUACUGUUGAAGUUAAAAGAAAUAAUAAACAACACACCUUUAGGAAGCUCAGAGUUGAAGAAAAUAAAACAAGAUAUAUAUUGUUAUGACCUCAUUCAGUAUUGCCUUUUGGUCCUCAGUCAAGAUUGUUCUCGAAUCCAGGGUGGUUGGACUACAAUUUCCCAGCUUACACAGAUAUUAAGUCAUUGCUGUGUGGGCUUGGAGCCAGGAGAAGAUGCAGAGGAAUUUUACAAUGAAUUGCUUCCAUCAGCUGCAGAAAAUUUUCUGGUUUUGGGGAGGCGAUUGCAAACAUGUUUCAUCAAUGCAGCUAAGGGUGAAGAAAAAGAUGAAUUACUACGCUUUUUCCAAAUUGUGACUGAUUCUCUCUUCUGGCUUUUGGGAGGCCAUGUUCAACUCAUCCAAAAUGUACUACAAAGUGAUCAUUUCUUACACUUACUGCAAACUGACAACCUUCAAAUAGGAUCUACAGUCAUGACUAUGCUACAGAACAUACUACAAAUCAACAGGGGUGAUUUACUCCGGAUAGAAGGAAAAACACUACAUUCAAUUUUAGAUGAAGUUGUUUUCAAGCUUUUAUCAACUUCUAGCUCUGUGAUAAGAAGUACUGCUGCAAAGCUUCUACUGCUGAUGACUGAAACCCAUCAGGAAAUUUUGAUUUUACUGAGACUAAGUGCCUGCUACAAAGGACUCAGAAGUCUACGGAAUAAGCAGAAGCCUGGGACAGAGUUUAGUCAAGAACUUGGACAGCUCAUUGCCCUUUUAACCCCAAAGGUCUAUCAGGAAGUAGAAGAACAGAAACUACAUCAAGCAGCUUGCUUGAUUCAAGCUUAUUGGAAGGGUUUCCAAACUAGAAAGAGGUUAAAGAAGCUUCCAUCUGCUGUGAUUACUUUGCAGAGGAGUUUCAGAUCUAAACGAAGCAAGAUCUUACUAAAGCUAAAAAGGCAGAAAGAAGAAGAGGAUCGCAGAUUACAGUUGCACAUUCAAAGACAGAGAGCCAUGAGACUGUCCCGAGAAUUACGGCUGAGUAUGCUUGAAAUAGUUCAUCCAGGUCAGGUGGAAAAACAUAAUCGGGAAAUAGAAGAGAAAUCAGCAUUGAUUAUCCAGAAACACUGGAGAGGGUACAGGGAAAGGAAAAUUUUUCGCCAACAGAGGCCAUCUCUCACGGAGUAUAAAGCAGCUGUCACACUUCAGAGAGCAACUCUUAAAUUCCUAGCAAAGUGUCAUAAGAAAAAGAAACUGUUUGCUCCUUGGCAAGGACUUCAAGACCUCACUGAUGCACGCAGAGUUAAACUGAAGCAACAAGUGGAUGACUAUCUCCAAAGACAUCCGAGCUCUCAGAUGUCAGAUGUGACUAGCAGAGAGCUCCAUUCCCAAGCUCAAGAACAACUGCAACACUACCUUAUGGGCAGGGUCCUAGAAGAGAGAGCCCAGCAGCACAGGGAGGCUCUGAUGGCUCAGAUCAACACCAACAUUGAACAAUUAAUGAAGGCACCAAGUCUGAAGGAAGCAGAAGGGAAGGAACCUGAGCUCUUCCUAAGUAGAUCCAGGCCUGUGGCAGCCAAGGCCAAGCAGGCCCAUCUUACCGCUCUGAAGCAUUUACAGGCACCCUGGUGGAAGAAUCUUGGGGAAGAAGAAGGAGAUGAGAUUGAUGUCCCAAAGGAUGAGCUCAGUGUAGAAUUAGGAACUUUAUUCAUUGGUGGAACCAAACCCCCUUAGGGAGCUACCCAAAGAAAUGACACUUAUUUCAGGAGAUUGUAUUGGUUCUGCCUCUGGCAUACUAGUAGACUAGAGCUAUCCUAACUCAUUUCCCGAAAUUCCUCUCCAGAUAAGAUUUUCAGGCAGUAAACAAGGAGUUACCUUCUACCUCUAUCUCAGUUCUCUUUUUUUUUUUUUCCACAUUACCCACGCCACACACAAAUUAGGAUGGCUUUUAUUGUGGAACUAACCUCAGCAUGGCAUUCUAUUGUUAGAUGAAAUGUGGUAGUUCUUUUGUUUUUGCUGUUUUCCUACUAAACAUGUUUUCUAAAUAAAUAUUUUCAACAAUUCUCAAAAACUUGUCAGGAUUACUUCAACUUUUCACACUUAUUGUUUAGAAUGCAUGUGUUUCUACGAAUAUAAAAAGUAUGUUCUUGGCCUAAUUUAUUAAGAUCAGGAAAAGAAAUGGUCAUUUGAAGGGCACCGCACUAUUUUCUACCAAACAGUGCUUGAACUCAUUUUCUAUCUUGUUAUUUCUAAAAGAACUACAUUAAAAAAAAAA
Messenger RNA from Herpailurus yagouaroundi (jaguarundi), 2538 nucleotides. It is a transcript of the gene IQCB1, whose product is annotated as IQ motif containing B1. Gene Ontology annotation, biological process: cilium assembly. NCBI's taxonomy places the organism in Eukaryota, Metazoa, Chordata, Mammalia, Carnivora, Felidae. The transcript has 15 exons. Gene Ontology annotation, molecular function: calmodulin binding. The record is from RefSeq and is a predicted model, not a curated record. Bases 201 to 1997 code for a protein of 598 amino acids. Gene Ontology annotation, cellular component: cilium.